AUGGCAAGAAUUUUGGAGAUAGAGUACAAACAAACUCAUGUUCCUCCUCCUCCUUUGCUUAAUUCAAGUACUAUUGGGGAUUACCAAGUGGAGAAUCCAAUCGGGAAGUGGAUGGUGAAAACCUAUGAGGACGAGCAUCAGUGUCAUCCAGUGGGGAUGUGUAAACAGAUCAAGAGUCCUGUGAUAGCUGAUCUAUUUUUAGAAGACAUUAGGCGUGAUCCAGAAAUGAGUGCUCCAGAAAUAAAAGAUGAAAUGAAGAGGAGGUACAAUAUCAUCAUCUCACCUCCACAGUCGCAAGUCGCUAGGAGAAUGAUCUUUGAUAAACUCCAAGCUGAAACGAAUGAGCAGUUUGCAAGACUAAGAGAUUACGAGCAUGAGAUAAAGAGGACAAAUAAAAACACAACUGUGGAGAUCAACACCAUCAGAAGAGAGGACGGAGAGGAAAUAUUUUCACAAAUCUACAUCUGUUUUGAAGCUCUAAAGAGGUCGUGGAAAGCCAACUGCAGACCCAUCAUCGGUUUAGAUGGUACGUUCCUAAAACAUUCUGUACAAGGGAUGAUUCUCACUGCGAUUGGAAGGGAUCCGAACAAUCAGAUAUAUCCUAUAGCUUGGGCAGUAGUUUCGGCUGAGAAUAAUGACAACUGGGAAUGGUUCGUUCACAAGUUGAAGCUUGACUUGGAUCUGGGUGAAGGUGAGAACAUUACAAUCAUAUCUGACAUGCAUAGAAGUUUGAUUCAUGGUGUUGGUACGGAGUUGCCAAAGGCUGAGCAUCGAGCAUGUGCUAGACACAUCUACGCUAAUCUGAAGAAACUGCACAAGUCUGACACUUUAAAGCCCCUGUUUUGGAGAGUUGCAAGCAGUUAUAACGGUGCUGAUUUCAAGGAGAAUCUAAAAUUUUUCAGAGAAUUUGAUCCAAAGGCAUGUGAUGAUCUGCUGAAGAAAGAUCAUCGUACGUGGUGCAGAGCUUUUUUUAGGAUUGGUUGUUGUUGUGCGGAUACUCACAACAAUCUGACAGAGUCUUUCAAUAGAACUUUGAAGAUUGCAAGGAAGAAGCCAUUUGUGCAGAUGCUUGAGCUCAUAAGAAGAGAUGCAAUGCAAAGAAUUGUAAAUAGGUACAAGAUAGCUUGCAAGGAGAUUGGAAGACACACAAAGAAAGCAAGAAAAGAGAUGGAGAAAUCGUGUGAAGAAGCUCAGCAUUGUUACUCUGUCUCAAGUACUGGUAGGAAAUAUGAGAUUGUUGAGGGGACCAAUGGCUAUUCAGUGCGUCUCAAUAGCCGCACUUGUGUAUGCAGGAAAUGGGACUUGACAGGUAUUCCUUGUCGCCAUGCUGUUUGUGCAAUCCUAGAGAACACUGGAUUAGUUGAGGACUACAUCUCAGACUUCUAUUUGACUGAUAAAUGGAAAGAGACUUACCGGAAAGGUCUGAAGCCGGUUAAUGGCCCUAAGUUUUGGGAAGAAGUUGGAGGAAAACGCAUUUUUGCACCACCUUACAAGCGACCACCGGGUAGACCGAAAGGUAAAGCGAGGAUCAAAGGUGUCCAUGAAUCACCUUCAAAAAAGAAAGUUGGUCGGAAAGGAAGAGAAGGACAUUGUGGGCUAUGUGGUGAGAAGGGACAUAACUCAAGAAAGUGUCCACGUGAGUCUGAGGAAGACAAGGCUAAGAGAAGGCGUCUUAAUGAGGAAGCUCAGUUGGAGGCACAAGUACAAGAUCAGAUACAAGAGGAAGCUAAUGACCAAGCACAAGAGGAAGCUGAGAUGGAAGCUGAUUUAAUGGCUCAAAUAGUUGAAGACCAACCAGAAUUUGAAGUUCAGGACAUUUCUUCUACUGCACCACAACCGACUCAAAAUGUUGGAAGUCUCAGUAUACUUUUGCAUAUUUUGGAUGUGCUAGACACAUGA
This is a messenger RNA of Raphanus sativus (radish), 1899 nucleotides long. RefSeq lists its product as uncharacterized. The record is from RefSeq and is a predicted model, not a curated record. The transcript has 5 exons. NCBI's taxonomy places the organism in Eukaryota, Viridiplantae, Streptophyta, Magnoliopsida, Brassicales, Brassicaceae. The coding region runs from base 1 to 1899 and encodes 632 amino acids. Gene Ontology annotation, molecular function: nucleic acid binding; zinc ion binding.